UAGGUUUUUCUUUCUCGCUUGCUCUUAAGCUACUGCUGCAGAGUUGCAGUUCAGAGAGAGAGAGAGAGAGAGAGAGAGAGAAAGAGAGACGCCAUGACUCUAGUCGCAGGCUCUUACGAGAAAUUCAUAUGGGGAUACAAACUCAAAACCCUAGACUCUCCAACUCUGAAACCCCUCUUCUCCUACCCAUCUCACCUCUCCGCCAUCAAAUGUGUCGCCGUCGCCGGUCCUGUUGCCGUCUCCGGCGGAGCCGACGACGCCAUCAAAAUCUACGACCUUUCCACGUCCUCUGAAGUCGGAACCCUAAUGGAACAUAAAGGUGCCAUUACUGCUCUCUCCUUUUACACACCCCCUUCUCUCUCCUUCCCACGUAAUCUCCUAAGUGGUUCAGAAGACGGCACUGUGUGUAUCUAUGACGCCGACCCUUUUGUUCAUCUCAAGACUCUAUCGCCUCAUAAGAAAGGUAUUAAUGAUCUCGCUAUACAUCCUUCGGGUAGAUUGGCGUUGUCUGUUGGGAGAGAUUCUAGUUUGGCGAUGUUGAAUUUGGUGAGAGGGAAGAGGAGCUUCCAUUGUAAAUUGGGUAAGGAGGCAACGAUGAUCAGGUUUGACUGUGAUGGUAAUAAGUUCUUUAUGGUGACGGACGAGAAGAUUUCGGUGCAUGAAUCGGGGGACGCGAAGUUGAUUUUCGAGAUGGAAAGCCAAAAGAGGGUUCUUUCUUUUGCGUCUGGCACGAAUGGACUCUUAUUUGCUGGAGGAGAGGACCGCAAUGUCACUGCGUGGGAUACAAAAAGUGGCAAAGUUGCAUUCUGCAUUGAGGGUGCUCAUUCAUCUCGUGUGAAAGGAAUUGUUGUUUUGACUAGGAAGGAUGGUGGUGAUGAUGCUGAUGUUGAUGACCCCUAUAUAGUAGCGUCUGCAUCGUCUGAUGGGAUCAUACGGGUCUGGGAUGUCCGCAUGGCCAAGAAGGAGAAACCAAAUCCUCUGGUGGAGGCUAACACAAAAUCAAGGCUGACUUGUCUGGCUGGAUCCUCUAUUAAAUCUUUUCAAAAACCACAGAUGGGGAACUGUGUUACAAAUAAACAACAAGAUAUAAUGAUGGAAGAUUCGUAAGUUAUGGGAAAUAGGCAGAGAGACUUUAUCAUGAAGCAACUACUUUCUAUCAAUGGAUUCUUCUCACACUAGGGUGAAAAAGGUUAUAUCAAUGAGUUUCUGUACCAGUGGUGAUUAUAUCAUUGAGAAAUCAAUUUUGUAUGGCAGGUAUGAGCUUGAAUUGUCAAUAGCAAGAAGAUGGCUUAAUCAAUUUAAGGCUCAUUUUUACUUGUCAAAGCUUCCCAGAGAAAUAUUACUACAUUUGGUUAUAAAGCUACCUUAAGUUCCAACUUAUUUAUUAAUGCCAGUAAAUCAAAAUUACUUCUGAA
Molecule: messenger RNA, 1415 nt
Organism: Macadamia integrifolia
Lineage: Eukaryota; Viridiplantae; Streptophyta; Magnoliopsida; Proteales; Proteaceae
Product: p21-activated protein kinase-interacting protein 1-like
Exons: 3
Coding region: 94-1107 (337 amino acids)
Molecular function (GO): protein binding
Source: RefSeq, a predicted model, not a curated record